Messenger RNA from Ochotona curzoniae (black-lipped pika), 1609 nucleotides. RefSeq names its product EP300 interacting inhibitor of differentiation 1 (gene EID1). NCBI's taxonomy places the organism in Eukaryota, Metazoa, Chordata, Mammalia, Lagomorpha, Ochotonidae. Gene Ontology annotation, molecular function: transcription corepressor activity. Gene Ontology annotation, biological process: negative regulation of DNA-templated transcription. The record is from RefSeq and is a predicted model, not a curated record. Gene Ontology annotation, cellular component: nucleoplasm. The coding region runs from base 49 to 585 and encodes 178 amino acids. The transcript has a single exon.
GCCGCACGGCCGCGUCGCUCUCGUUUUGCUGCCAGCGCUUUUGCCACCAUGUCGGAGAUGGCCGAGCUGUCGGAGCUGUUCGAAGAGUGCGGUGACCUGCAGAUGGACGUGAUGCCCGGCGAGGGGGACCUUCCGCAGAUGGAGGUAGGCGGCGGGGCCCGAGAGCCGUCGGCGAGUGCGCUGCAGCUGGAAGAGGAAGGCCCGAUGGAGGAGGAGGAGGAAGAGGAGGAGGAGGAGGCCCAGCCCAUGGCGGCGCCCGCGCGGAGACGCGGCCCGGGGGAGCAGGGCGCCGAGGGGGAGAGCGAGGACGAGGAGUUUGACGACUGGGAGGACGACUACGACUACCCCGAGGAGGAGCCGCUGAGCGCCGCGGGCUACCGGGUGUCGGCCGCCCUGGAGGAGGCCAACAAGAUGUUCCUGGGCACGGCGCGAGCGCGCCAGGCCGCGCUGGAGGGCGGCUUCCAGAUGCACUACGAGAAGACCCCGUUUGAUCAGCUGGCCUUUAUCGAGGAACUCUUCUCGCUCAUGGUGGUCAACCGUCUCACGGAGGAACUGGGCUGCGAUGAGAUAGUGGACAGGGAGUAGAGGCUCCGCGCUGACUCGAGGAGGGACCCCGGCACGCCGCUUUUCUCCGGGGGUCGUUGCAGAUAAGCUCCGUCACUACAAGAAGCUGUUUCUGGUUUUGUUUUUGUUUUUUUUUUUUUUUUUUUUCCAAAUGCAAGACAAUGGGACCUAGGCAGUGCAGUUAGGAAGAGCAGGAGGAGUUAGGACUGCUCAAGUUCCUUGUCAGCAACACCCUAAAAGGCCUCUGGCGUUAGAAUUUGGUGAAUAACCCAAGUUAUUUUCUGUGCGUUGGGAAAGCAUUGAAAAAACAAACGGUUUUGCAGGAGUACUUCACGACCAAGACAAGCAGCCAAUGUAAGAGCCCACUGAUCAUAAUUAUAUGAUGGGAAAAAAAAAAGUACCCACAAGAUUCUUUGGAUUGCAAGCCUGUUAGAAAACUUCGGAAAUCACACAUUAUGAGCUAUUUCUGCUAUGGCUAUCCAAGGAUUUCAGUGUAAGGUAAAUUGAGUAUUCUUCAUUAUCCAAAUGGAUGCACGAACUCAGAAGUGUUCACCACACACGUGGCAUCUUCAGACGCGUCGCCAAGAGCAUCUUGAGAUCAUGUCGGUACAUUUGUCUAGAUUGCUUAUAAAGCUGUUUGCUCUAUAAUCUGAAAAAUCGAUUGUAAUGACUGCUUUUAAAAGUCAAAAGUUAAGCAACCUAUAAAAAGUUUAAAAUGUAGAUAUCAAAAUGAAGGUAAAAGUACAAAGAAAAGCUUUCUCACCCCCCUCACCUACUGGACAAGUGUUGUUCUGCUUGCUUUGUUUUUAACCUGACAGGUAAAAGACUGGUGGAACUUCUUACUCUACAAACGCUUGGUGACCGUUAUCGAGGGAAAGCUCUACAUCUAGAAGCUUUAUGAACGGUGGUACUGUUGACCUCUCAAGGUUUUAAUCUGCCCAGAAAUGCAACUCAGUAUCUGAAGUUUCUCUUUGUCUCCUCCUCGAAUUAAGCAUAUUAUUUGUUAUGCACCAGCAUUGAUGUUAAUAAAAUUCCUUGUUGUAUA